UCGUGCGUCGUGUGCCGGAAGGGUCGCGUGCCGCGCGUGCGACCACGUGGUCUGCCGGGUCUCCGGGAUGCGAGACUCCACGCUCCCCCGCCGCGUCGGAGCGCAGUGAAGGGAAGCAACCCAGAUGCCACCGGAAGUCCACUAAAAUUCGCCGAUCGCUCGAGGAUAUGUCCAGGAGGAAGCAGGCAAAGCCACGAUCUCUCAAAAGGGACGAAGAAUGGGACGACGCCAACGGCCGAAACGCGCCGGAUACCUCCGAUCGGAACGACCGAAGAGACCGGGCCGAACCUUUACCGAUGAAACAAGCCGAGGAGGAGGAGGAGGAAGAGGACGAGGAGCUUCAGAGAGCUUUCGGCCGACACUCCGUGGAUUAUCUGCAAGAUGGAGGGCCACCCUCGGUGCCGGGGGCGGAUCUGGAGAAUCGCAACAGCCCCGAUAGCGAGGCCUCCGGAAGCGGAAGUUCGUCCUGGAGGAGCGACUCGGGCGGCGCGGCCGGCGCGACCGGAAGGCCGGCGUCGCGUCGCGGGGAGACGCCAUCUUCUUGCGCGACGCCGACCUCGGCCAGCUUCCCCUCGGAGCCGGAAGUCGACAAUGAGCCCAACGACCCUGCGGCCCCAUAUCCCUGUCAGUUCUGCGACAGGACCUUCCCCAGGCUGAGCUACCUCAAGAAACACGAACAGAGCCAUGGCGAUCAGAUGCCGUACAGAUGUAGUUGGUGUGCCAGGCUGUUCAAACACAAACGGAGCAGAGAUCGCCACGUGAAGCUGCACACCGGGGACCGGAGAUAUCGAUGCCCGCACUGCGAAGCUGCGUUCUCCAGGAGCGACCACCUGAAGAUCCACAUGAAGACGCACGACACCCAGAAACCGUACCAGUGUACAGCCUGCUCCAGGGGGUACAACACAGCAGCCGCCCUGACAUCCCACAUGCAGUCGCACAAAAAGCACCCCACUUCUGGUGGAGGUUCGCUAUCCGGUUCGAAGGACCUGGGGGAUCCAUCCGACCCAGGUCGUCGCAGCGUGUCCUCGCACAGUGCCUCAUCCCCGCCGAUGGCGAGUUCGCCAUCCCCCAGCUCGGCUUCAAGGAACCAUUGCCCAACGAAGAAUCCCCAGCUGGCCAUCAGCACCUCGACGACGCCCAUCCUGAGCAGCCCCUUGAAGCUAGCCUGCAUGUACUGCACCAGAGACAGCUUCACCAGCAUGCAGCAGCUGCAGAUGCACGUGCACACGAUGCACAGGGCGAUCCUGAGUGGGGAGAGUCUGACGGUGCCAUCGCCGUCGCCAGGAAGGACGUCGGAGGCGUCUAACGCAUCCAGGGUCCUGGAGAGGCAGGACAAAAUCGAGGGCCAGGAGAAGUCGUCGAGGGAUCAAGAAAGGAGGAUCCUAGAGGACCGCGAGAGAAAGAGGGCCAGGGAUGGGGGGUUCUCCUGUGGACAAUGCACCAUGAGGUUCUCCGGACUGAAUUCCUUGAGGGACCACCUGGUGACCAUCCACAGAAUGGACGGCUUCGGCUCGGCGCUGAUGAUGUGUCCCUUGUGUGGGAUUCCCUGCUCCUCAGCCGCGAGCUACGCGGAGCACUAUGUCCUGAGGCACUGCGAGAACCAGCGGAUGGGGUCGGCAGAGUCGUCCUCGGAUUUUGAGACCGGGAACGGAGCCUUCCCCAGAUCCAGGGAGACGAAGGGUGCCGACAUGGAACCUGCCGACUUGACCAGCAGACACCUGGGGGGAUCUUCCGAUGGUUACUCUGCAGGCACCCUGUUGUGUGGUCAGUGUGGGGCCGCGCUGAAGGACUUCGAGUCCUUCAGGGAACACCUGGCUGGACACCUCCAGGCAGACCACAGGACCCAGGAAACCCCAGGGACCCCCUGCCCUAAGUGCGAGGUCACCUUCCACGACCGGGAGGAGAUGCUCGCUCACCUGACGAAGCAUUACUUGGGACCCACCACCAAGGAGUACGCCUGUGGAGCCUGCAAUAAGUUCUACCCUCAUCCUGACCUUCUUCAGAGGCAUCUGCUGGACUCUCAUGCCCACCACCUGUACAGGUGCGCCCUUUGCAGGGACACCUUCGACUCUAGGGUCGCCAUCCAGGUGCACUUCGCCGUGAAGCACAGCCAGGAGUGCAGGGUCUACAGGUGCAACACUUGUUCCGGAUCCAAGGGAGAGGUUUCGCCAAGUGCCCCGCCGACUUCUACAUCUGACAGGAAUGGAUGCUUUGCCAGUGAGGCUGAAAUGGCGAACCACGUUAGGACCGUCCAUGCUCCCCCUAAGGUGGUCAACGAGAGUCCUGGCCCUGUUCCUGGACGAGGGCGGGACCGGGGAAGUCCUAUUUCUGUCUCUAACCCUGCGAUCCCGGUGCACGGGUCCAACCCUAGAUGCGUUUUCUGUGGACUUUGCUGCUCGUCGGACUUAGAACUGCAGCUGCACCUCGCCAGUCAUUCCAGCGCAUUGUUCCGGUGUCCUGUUUGUCGCGAAGGGUUCGCCGUCGAGUUCCUGCUGGAUAGACACAUCGCCCAGGUGCAUCAUCAACCUGGAGAACGGCAGGCCAACGCGAGACACGUUCCCAGGGAAAAUGGCAGGAUCCAUCAUCGUCCUCCCAGGAUACAGGAAGACUCGAAAUCCCAGAAACGCGGACGUUCCCCGGCGUCCAGCAAUAACAACUCCUUGAACCAAAGGGACAACAACAACAAGCGUGCCAACCUCAGCCUGGGUGUGCAACAGUGCGAGUUGUGUGAACGAGGGGAGUUUGCGAACGAAGCCGAACUCCAGGCCCACAAGAAGCUAGCUCAUGCCCCAGUGAAACUACCAACCAAGUCCCUGCCAUCUUUGAGCCUGACUUGCGCCUACUGCGGCGAAGUCUGCAGGUCGAGAAGCGAGCUGGAGUCGCACACCCGAAUCCAACACGCCUCUAACGAGCCAGGAGGUCGACACAAGUGCAACAUCUGCGACGAGGUGUGUCCCUCCGGUGCCAGCUUGGCGGAGCAUAAGCUGAGGAAGCACUGCAAGAUCCAGCUGAGCGACACCUGCGUCGUCUGCAGGGGCCUCCUGGGUUCAGAAGGCCAGUUCCUCGAGCACAUGCAAAGGCACAGCCUGGAGAACGUGGACCCCCAGCAGAGGCUGGACGGGGCCCUUCCACACCUCCCAGCACCCUGUGUCGUGUGCAGACAGACCCUGGUCAGCGACCUGGAGUGCCGGCUGCACGCCAGACAUCAUCUGGGACCUGGAAUGGGGUCCAGGAGCUCAGGGUCCAGCCCCAGUCCCGGCAGGAAACCUCAGAACCCGGCUUGUUGCCUUUGCCUCCGGGAGUUCCCGCCUGAUGACUUCGUCGGGCUGACUUCCAGCCACUCGGGAACUGGGGGACAACCCCUAAGGGUUUGCAAGCCCUGUUAUGUCAGGCACUCCCAGGGAUUGCCCAUCUUGCACUCUCCGUAUGAACAUGUUGGAAGCUCCAAGGGGGACAAGACCUGGGAUGGCGUCAGGGAUCAACGGGAUGGCGAUGGCUCCUCUAGGAGCGACGACAACAAGCCUGCUGAUAACGCUUUGCCUGCUACUGCUGAUAACAAGAGGUGUGGGGAUUGUGGCGUCAAGUUUGAGGCACCUGAGGAUGCCGAGAAGCACAAAGCAGCGGAACACUACAAGACGACUGAGCUCGACAAGGUCUCGGAGAACGGUCCCAACACCUACACGUGCAUUCAGUGCCAGGUCUCCUACCCUACGGAAGCUGGCAUCAGGCAACACGUGAGAAAGGAACACCUCGAGUCUUCCGAUAAAGGAUCAUUGGAUGCUCUCAGAUGCCACCUUUGCCUCUUCGAAGCCAACAGUCCCCUGCAGUUGCAGGGUCACCUCAUAGAGCACACUUUUGCCGGCUGUGCCGCCCUUAGCUGCUACAUCUGCCAGGCUCUCUUCACAGCACCUAUCGGGCUGCAGAACCACAUGCUCCAACAACACGGCCUAGGUGCUCGUCCCUACGACUGCUCGCACUGCGGCUUGAAGUUCUUCUUCAGGGCCGAGCUGGAUCACCAUGCAGUCACUUUUCAUCGCCGGAAUGAUCCCUCGUCUCCUGAAAAAGGAUCCAAAGGACCUGAAGAACAGCCAAAAAAGGCGGAGAACCAGGAUAUCGGCACCCAUGAUAGUGGUGUUACCGUCAAGGAGGAACUUACCAACGCUGAAGAGGAGGAGGUCAACGUAGACGGACACGCGGAACAGGAACGGCUCGAGGACUCUCUGGAGAACCAGGAUCCUCCGGAAGAGAAGCCCCUGGAGAACCAAAAAAUCACAAAAGAGAACCAGCGUGAAAUUACCGAGUCGUGAUUCAUCCUGAAGAGAGCCAUCUGUGUUCCCUCCAGGUCCGGGGCCAGGGAUUUCCUCUGCGAAGUCCUUGGAGAACAAAUGGCUCCUCUUUCGUCCUGACAGAAGAGGAUGUGAACUCUGUCGCAGCAAUUUGACGUUCUUGACGAUCGGUUAUUUUGGAACCAACCGUACUAUGGUUCUCAUUGUCGAGUCCACAGAUUUUUUAACUGUACGUCUAGAUCGCUAAUAGGGUUUUUUAGCGAUCUAGGUGUACAGGACAGACGCGAAACAUUGUUGGUAUUGUUUUGGAGAGACAGGUCGUUUCUCGAUGUUGAUCGACAUGCUUUUUAUUUCCGUGCUGUUAAGUUUAUUUAGACGUAAGUUUAGCCGAGGCCAACUCUUCGUUUUCUCCACGUUUAUUCGUUUCUAACCGAGGGUGAGAUUUUCUUAUACUGUUGCACCCGAUCCAAUUGUACAUAAUUGUUUCCCAUUAUGUUCUCGAGGGUUUACCGUAAAGAGUAAUUUAUCGGCGUAUAAAUGUAUUUGGCGUCGAAACUCUAAAAACAUUCCAAGGAAGAAAUUGCGGGUAAUGAGGAAAACUCACUUCUUGCCGGCUCGUUAGUUUGUAACUUUUAACCGAAGUCGGUCAAGAGGUACGUUUUAGUAUUAUUCUCCUAGCGUCCUAAUCCUUUCAGUGCUUCGUCCUCGAUUCUCCGAAAUAACUCGUCGAUUAUUCCCCGACCGGGAUUACGUUUAUCCACAAUUUGGACGCGUCCCUCACCCUUGUUACGUUUAACUUAAUUCUAUGUACUCGAAGGUAACAUUUAUUUCGGCACGUUACGUUUAUUUAUUUAGAGGUCUCCGAGUGGAGUGGCUGCUUGCGAGGAUAACUUUGGGUUUAGCGCUAAGCCUUUCGGCUUAAGGUGCAUACAAUGUACGGCGUUAUCGUAUAAGAUUAUUCCUAUCAGAUACGAGGGGACCCUCGGUCGCGUAGGAUCAUUAAUCGCGAUAAACAUUAAUCGACGCGAGUUUAUCCUGUAAAUAGCUCGUACGACAAUUAAACUUUUUUA
Messenger RNA from Orussus abietinus, 5356 nucleotides. It is a transcript of the gene L, whose product is annotated as zinc finger protein 423 homolog. Gene Ontology annotation, biological process: regulation of transcription by RNA polymerase II. Gene Ontology annotation, cellular component: nucleus. The coding region runs from base 168 to 4307 and encodes 1379 amino acids. Gene Ontology annotation, molecular function: DNA-binding transcription factor activity, RNA polymerase II-specific; RNA polymerase II transcription regulatory region sequence-specific DNA binding. The transcript has 10 exons. The record is from RefSeq and is a predicted model, not a curated record. Lineage: Eukaryota; Metazoa; Arthropoda; Insecta; Hymenoptera; Orussidae.